Molecule: messenger RNA, 582 nt
Organism: Rhizoctonia solani
Lineage: Eukaryota; Fungi; Basidiomycota; Agaricomycetes; Cantharellales; Ceratobasidiaceae
Product: Copia-like polyprotein/retrotransposon
Exons: 2
Coding region: 1-582 (193 amino acids)
Source: RefSeq, a predicted model, not a curated record
AUGGAAGCAGAGUACAUGGCAUUAUCACACGCAUGUACUCAGGCAAUUUGGUUCCGUCAAUUCUUCCAGGAACUAUAUUACCCAGCUGACGCUCCCACACUCAUACUUUCAGACAACCUUGCCGCCCUAAUGUUAUCCGUUGAGUUGCAGUUCCAUGGUCGUUUGAAGCACAUUGACAUUUGCCAUCACUUCAUGCGCAAUACUAUCGAGAAGCGUAUGAUCUCUACGCUGUAUGUGCCAUUGAACGAGAACCUAGCUGAUGCGCUUACUAAAGCCCUACCAGCACCGCAAUUUAAUUACCUGACGAACGCGAUUAUGGGCGAACAGGUAUUUGAAGGACCCGAAGAGGAAGAAGCGGAUUAUCGACUGACCACCGGUUCAAGAAUAACUAUUCAAAAAACCCAACAAACAGCGGCUGCAUUUAUUCAGCAUCCCCCGCCUCCGCCCCCACCUCCACCUCCGCCGCCAUUUCCACCUCCGCCACAUCCACCUCCGCCAUUGCCUCCGCUGUUACCACCUCCACCUCCGCUGCAAUCACCACCACCAGAGAACCACGCGGAGCUUGGGCCAUUAUGCGCGUAG